Messenger RNA from Necator americanus (New World hookworm), 339 nucleotides. RefSeq lists its product as uncharacterized. Bases 1 to 339 code for a protein of 112 amino acids. The record is from RefSeq and is a predicted model, not a curated record. The transcript has 2 exons. Lineage: Eukaryota; Metazoa; Nematoda; Chromadorea; Rhabditida; Ancylostomatidae.
AUGUACAGCCGUGGCUUGCAAGGAAUCGUUCCGUUCGUCAUCGUUCCACGUCCUGCAAGAGUUGGCGGCUCGCGUGAACGGCACCGAGUGACCCGAAUAGUUUGGGCCGACAGUGUCCAGCAGUUCAGCGCGCUAACGAGGAAGAAACGUUUCGAGAACAAUGAGAUGGUAGAUGGCGCAGAGGCGGCGUUUGUCGAACACGACGAUAUGAGACGCAGAAUGGGCGGGGCUUUCCGGGGACGACGAUGCAUCGCAGCGAAGCGCGGAGGCUACGGCCGCGAUGCGACAGAGAGCACAUGCGCUGGCGAGGAGACGGCAGCAUGUGUCUCGUACGGAUAG